AAAGUGCAUAUUCUUUAGGUGGGAGAGGGUUAUUUGUUGGCAUAAUGGUGAUCCCCUGCUUGAUUAAGCACGGGAGUUGUUGAAAGGUAUUUUACUUUACAGCCCCUACACCUCGUGGUGAAAUUUUCAAUAUGGCUUUCGUUCGACGAUCACCGCGAGUACGUAAACAAGCAUGGAGGAAAGAAUGAACACAGAAUUACCUACUGGUCACGAGCUAGAAGGCAGCUCGUCAGCUGGCCGUUAUAAUGAAACAACAAAAACGAUAUUAACAACCAACACAGAGAAUCAGACUGGCGAUGUUAAGAAAACAACGACAACAGUGACUACGUCUGGUCCUUCCACUGCUCCGUCUUCCAAAAUAAUCGAAAAACAAGCACAAAAGCGGAUCUUCAAGAUUAUUGUGAUUGGCGAUUCCAAUGUUGGCAAAACAUGCCUCACAUAUAGGUUCUGUAGUGGUAAAUUCCCAGACAAGACAGAAGCUACAAUUGGUGUUGAUUUUCGUGAAAAGAUGAUUUUAGUGGAAGGAGAACAAAUCAAGUUACAACUGUGGGAUACAGCAGGGCAAGAAAGAUUUCGGAAGAGUAUGGUCCAACAUUAUUACAGGAAUGUGCACGCUGUUGUCUUUGUAUAUGAUGUUACAAAGAUCAGCUCAUUUGAGAACAUGCCAAACUGGAUUGAAGAAUGUGAUCGUCAUAACUUAAAUAAAGACAUUCCAAGAAUUUUGGUCGGCAACAAAUGUGACAUCAUCGAUAGAAUUGCUGUCAAUACCAAUGCAGCCCAGAAAUUUGCUGAUUCUCACAACAUGCCCCUUUUUGAAACUUCAGCUAAAGAUGAUGAGAAAGCGAACCACGUAGAAGCAAUUUUUAUGACACUGGCUCAUAAACUGAAGAACUCUAAACCAAUGAUGCCCAGCUAUAUCCCACGAUUCACCUCAGAAAGUUCACAGAUCACUAACAUUGGUUGUAGCCCUGAUAUUCAACAAGAUGACGGAAAGAAAGACUAUGGCUGUAGUUGUUAACUCUUUAAGACCCUUUUUAAUAGAUACCAGGUACAUUUACAAAGCAUUUAAUUCAUAUAAACAACCAUAUAUAUGUAUAUAAUUGUAAAAGGAUUCUUCUAGGUAAUAGAUGGGGGUUAAUUGUUUUACUAUUGGUUGUUUGUUUUAUUUUGCGGUGUGAUCACCAUUUCUUUAAAAAUCUCAUUUUAUUUUCAUAACUUGUUGAUUUAUAUAUAUAUGCUUACAUAUUUACAUUUUUAAUGCUUAUCAUUUUGUUAUGCCCUUUUUGUUAUGCUUUGUUUUAACUUGCAUAGAAAUAAAAGACAUUUGCAAUAUUUAACUUCUCAGUGAUUCCGCCUUUCCAUCCCUUUGCAGUUGAUAAAAAUUGUUCCAGUGAUAAAAUGAGAUCAAUCAUGUUGACUCUGGGUAUAAUAAAUAAAAUAUCAGUAUU
Octopus sinensis (East Asian common octopus) is the source of this 1448-nucleotide messenger RNA. Its product is annotated as putative Ras-related protein Rab-33. Gene Ontology annotation, cellular component: Golgi apparatus; endosome. Gene Ontology annotation, molecular function: GTPase activity; GTP binding. The record is from RefSeq and is a predicted model, not a curated record. The transcript has 4 exons. Gene Ontology annotation, biological process: Rab protein signal transduction. The coding region runs from base 173 to 1018 and encodes 281 amino acids. Lineage: Eukaryota; Metazoa; Mollusca; Cephalopoda; Octopoda; Octopodidae.